CAUUUCAAACUCUAUCGCUAGGCAAUCGUAGAGUCUGGACUCAAUCAUCAUUAGAAAAACAAAAAGUAAUCACUAAUCAGUAGGCGAAUUGUUGGCUCACCGUACUUUAUGGGCAGAAAACUAAAAAUCAGGCCCUAAACAGUGCGCACAAUGUCAGUGGUGAGCUGAUGGUAUCACUCACUGCCUUACUCUCCAUCUGGACACAACAUUUUCCCUUGUUUUCUUCAAUCUGUGAAAUCCUGAUUCCUACCUUGGAAUCUCCGGCGGUUCCCUAAAACUUCAGGCCGGAAAUCCCAUCUAUUUCUUACCAAUCUCGCAAAAGGUAACAAUGGAUUUAGCGGAUAGUAAGUUUUUGAAUGUAGGCCUGCUGUUGAUCGCCACUAUUGUGGCGGCGAAGCUGAUCGGCGCCCUAAUCAUCCCCAGAUCCAGGAAGCGGCUGCCUCCGACGGUGAAAUCGUGGCCUCUCGUUGGUGGGCUGAUCCGGUUCAUGAAAGGCCCGGUUGUGAUGCUCCGAGAGGAGUACCCUAAGCUGGGGAGCGUCUUCACCCUCAACCUGCUCCACAUGAAGAUCACCUUCUUGAUCGGGCCGGAGGUUUCGGCGCAUUUCUUCAAGGCUCCGGAAACUGAUCUCAGCCAGCAGGAGGUGUAUCAAUUCAAUGUGCCCACUUUCGGGCCGGGCGUGGUGUUUGAUGUGGACUACUCUGUCCGGCAAGAGCAGUUCAGAUUCUUUACGGAGUCUCUUAGGGUCACCAAGUUGAAAGGUUAUGUGGACAUGAUGGUCAUGGAAGCUGAGGACUACUUCUCCAAAUGGGAAGACAGUGGAGAAGUGGAUUUAAAAUAUGAACUGGAACACUUAAUCAUACUGACAGCUAGCAGAUGUCUGUUGGGAGAAGAAGUUCGUAACAAGCUAUUCGAAGAUGUGUCUGCUCUAUUCCAUGACCUGGACAGUGGCAUGCUCCCGAUCAGUGUCAUCUUCCCUUACCUACCCAUCCCAGCACACUGGAGGCGUGACCGGGCCCGCAAGAAGCUCGCUGAGAUCUUCACAAGCAUCAUUUCUGCUCGCAAAAAAACAGGAAAGUCAGAAAAUGACAUGUUGCAGUGCUUCAUAGACUCCAAGUACAAAGAUGGACGACAAACAACAGAAUCUGAAGUCACUGGUUUACUCAUUGCUGCUUUGUUUGCUGGCCAGCACACUAGUUCCAUUACCUCAACUUGGACAGGGGCAUACCUUCUUUGCAAUAGUAAACACAUGUCAGCUGUGUUGGAUGAACAGAGGGGUUUGAUGAAGAAACAUGGGAUGAAUAAGGUUGACCAUGAUGUUUUGUCAGAGAUGGAUGUGAUGUACAGAUGCAUAAAGGAAGCUUUAAGACUCCACCCUCCUUUGAUAAUGCUUCUACGAAGCUCUCACAGUGAUUUCUCCGUGACAACCAAACAGGGCAUUGAGUAUGACAUUCCCAAGGGCCAUAUAGUGGCAACAUCACCUGCUUUUGCUAAUCGGCUCCCGCAUAUUUAUAAAGACCCGGACACAUAUGAUCCAGACCGGUUUGCUCCAGGAAGAGAUGAAGACAAGGCUGCUGGACCGUUCUCGUACAUAUCGUUUGGUGGUGGCAGGCAUGGGUGCUUGGGGGAGCCAUUUGCAUAUUUACAGAUAAAGGCAAUAUGGAGUCACUUGGUGAGGAAUUUUGAAUUGGAACUAAUAUCACCGUUUCCAGAAAUUGACUGGAACGCCAUGGUGGUGGGUGUCAAAGGGAAGGUCAUGGUGAGGUACAAGCGUUGCAAGCUUUCGGUUGAAUGAAUGCCAAACAUCAUUAUUAUUGCAUGAUCCUACCAUUGGUCAAGUCAUCUAUGUUUAGCUUGUUCCUCUUGCUGAUUUGAUUGUUUAGCGUCUUGAAUCUUGAUGAUUCCCCUCUCCCCCUUCCAGAGAAAAUCAUUCUAGUAACUUGAGCUUGAUGUUGGUUUGUAAUUUGAGGUAGUCAUCUAUUUGUGGGCAACUCUGAGUGAAUAUUUUUUAUGCAGUCUUGUUUUCCAAUUGUUCGUUCUUUAGUCUUGCAAGAAUAAAAUCACAAAAAAAACAUCG
Molecule: messenger RNA, 2077 nt
Organism: Cuscuta epithymum
Lineage: Eukaryota; Viridiplantae; Streptophyta; Magnoliopsida; Solanales; Convolvulaceae
Source: the annotation of a GenBank genome assembly